Molecule: messenger RNA, 3495 nt
Organism: Scomber japonicus (chub mackerel)
Lineage: Eukaryota; Metazoa; Chordata; Actinopteri; Scombriformes; Scombridae
Gene: corin
Product: corin, serine peptidase
Exons: 24
Coding region: 1-3354 (1117 amino acids)
Biological process (GO): acrosome reaction; proteolysis
Cellular component (GO): membrane
Molecular function (GO): serine-type endopeptidase activity; protein binding
Source: RefSeq, a predicted model, not a curated record
AUGUUGUCCGCGCGGCGGGAGACCUGCCCGCGUGUCACCUUCAGCGGAGCGGGAACCGUGACGAUGGGGAUGGGCGGGGAGGCGUGUCCUCACAAGCUGGCAUCGACCAAUCACCUUCGUCUGCUCCUGUACAUCCUGAUCCCCACCGUGAGUCUGCUGGCCGGCCUGCUGCUGCUCGUCCUGGCGCUCACAGGUAUAUUCGGCAGCAGUCUCUUGGACUCCAGCCCCCUUCCCUCCCCCGAGCCCAUCUCUGACAGCAGUCCUGGUUACCAUGGUAACAGCACAAACCCCUCCCCAUCGGAGGCAGAGAACGCCACCACUGCCUCUUUCCUGAACCGCCACGAUGACGGUGACAUCACACGAGGCGGGACGACGGCCGCCGGGACGUCCAGCGUCUCUCCGGCUUCCUCUACUCAGGCCCCGCCCACACAGCCCUUCACAACGCCUCCUGAUUGGCUGACCUCUGUGACACUGAGCACCGCCUGGCCGAUCAGCACCACUGCAGCGUCUGACCCAGGUCACUGUCAGCUGAUCGUGGAGCCUCAGUGUCACAUGUUACCCUACAACCAGACGUGGCUGUCCUCCUCUGGCGCCGUGGUGAAGAGCUCCGAGGUGGACAUGUUGCUACGGUUCUUCAGCUACCUCAGCAGACUGUCCUGCUACAGACACAUCAUGCUGUUCGGCUGCUCGCUGGCUCUGCCCGAGUGUGUCCCCGCCGACGGCACGCACACCAGGCGGGUCGUGCUGCCCUGUGCAUCGUUCUGCGAGGCAGCGAGGGAGGGCUGUGAACCCGUGCUCCAGAUGUUUAACGCUUCCUGGCCCGAGUUCCUGCGCUGCUCACAGUUCAGUAACUACACCUUUACGUCGCCGCCGCCGCCAUCUUCAUCAUCACCAUCACCGUCACCCACGGCAACGGCAGGCCCCGCCCCACUUGCCUGCUACACUCCGAGACAGAUCAAAGGGAAACCCUCUGUGUGCGGCGGGAAGGAUUACUACUUGUGCGCGACGGGGAUUUGCGUCCCUCAGAAACUGGUGUGUAACGGCUACAACGACUGUGACGACUGGAGCGACGAGACACACUGCGUCUGCACAGACGACAAGUUUCGCUGUAACACCGGUCGAUGUCUCUCUCCGGCUCGAGUCUGCGACGGAUACGACGACUGUGGAGACCUGAGCGACGAACUCAACUGUGUGUGUGAUGUGGCCCGUGAGCAUCGCUGUGGCGACGGUCGCUGCGUGACCAGAGAGUGGCUGUGUGACGGAGACCACGACUGUCUGGACAAGAGCGACGAGCUCAACUGCUCCUGUAAGAGUCAGGGUCUGUUGGAGUGCAGGAACGGUCAGUGUAUCCCGUCUGCGUUUCGUUGUGACGGAGAGGACGACUGUAAAGACGGCAGCGACGAGGAGCACUGCGUCCGAGAGCAGACUCAGGGUGUGUGUGUCCCCGGUCAGCCCAGCUGUAUCUCUACUUCCUGUCCGUCCGUGUGUGGGGGGGGCAGCACCACCUGCGACCCCCGAAACACCAACAGCAACACCACCAGCUGCUCCCGCUGUGAGCCCAUCAGUCUGGAGCUCUGCAUGAACCUGCCCUACAACCUGACCAGCUUCCCCAACUACCUGGGCCACCUGUCCCAGAGAGAGAGCUCCGUGUCCUGGGAGUCCUCGCUGUUCCCGGCCCUGGUCCAGACCGGCUGCUACCAGUACCUCAUGUUCUACGCCUGCACGCUGCUGGUCCCCAAAUGUGACCCGGUCAGCCUGCAGAAGAUCCCGCCCUGCAGGUCAUUGUGUCGUAAUGCGAAGGAGAAGUGUGAGUCAGUGCUCGGCAUUGUUGGAUUGCAGUGGCCCGAGGACUCAGACUGUAGUCAGUUUCCAGAGGAGGGAGGAAACACCACCUGCCUGCUGCCAGAGCCCGGCGUGGACGAGUGCUCCCCCAGCCACUUCAAGUGUCGGUCGGGUCGCUGCGUCCUGGCAAGCAAACGCUGCGACGGACACCUGGACUGUGACGACCACAGCGACGAGGACAAUUGUGGCUGCUCUGAGCGUGCUCUCUGGGAGUGUCCUGGCAGUAAAGUGUGUAUUAAAGCCAGUAUGAUCUGUGAUGGAUUCCCAGACUGCCCCCUGCUGGUGGACGAGGCCAACUGCACGGUGUGCAGAGAUAACGAGCUGUCCUGUAACAACCAUCAGUGUGUUCAUCGGACUCUGUGGUGUGACGGGAAGAAGCACUGUUCAGACAGCUCAGAUGAGUGGAACUGUGUGUCUCUGUCCGAUCAAUCGGGUUCUGUACUGACGGUGUUCAGGACGGCAGCGGAGUAUCAGGUCUGUGCAGACGAGUGGAACCACGAGCUGAGCAAACUGACCUGCAACCAGCUGGGCCUAGGGGUUCCCACCACUGUUGACAUGGUACCCGACCAGCCUGGUGUCCCGGGCCGUCGCCGUUGGUUACACGUCCAUCCCGAUUGGAACCUGAGGAACGGAUCCGCUCUACAGGCCCGACUGGAGAAGAGAAGUCACGCGUGUCACUCUAGGAGGAGAGUAUCUGUCCUGUGUGCCCGAGAAGUGGGUUCUGACUGGGUUUCAGACUGCGGUCUGCGUCCGAUGGUGGGCUUGACCUCCCACAGGAAGAAGAGGAUUCUGGGAGGGCGGGUGUCACGGCGGGGAGCGUGGCCGUGGCAGUGCUCCCUGCAGAGCGGUCAGAGCGGACACGUGUGUGGCUGCGUCCUCAUCGCCGGGAGGUGGGCUCUGACGGUCGCACACUGCUUCGAAGGGAGGGAGAGUGCAGACCUGUGGAAGGUGGUUUUGGGUUUAAAUAACCUGGAUCAUCCAGGUGUUCACAGUCAGAGCCGAGGGGUGCGCUCCAUUAUCGUACACCCACGCUACAACCGGGCGGUGGUUGACUACGACAUCAGCGUGGUGCAGCUGGACUCGGAGGUGGAGGAGACACCGUUUGUCAGACCAGUGUGUCUGCCUCAACCCGGCCAGCUUCCCUCUCCUGACUCCUACUGUUACAUCACAGGCUGGGGUCACAUGGGCAACCGGAUGCCGUUUAAGCUGCAGGAAGGGGAGGUUCGGAUCAUCUCGUUGUCUCAGUGUCAGUCUUACUUCGACAUGAAGACCAUAACUCCCAGGAUGCUUUGCGCCGGUUAUGAUGCUGGAACUGUCGACUCUUGCAUGGGUGACAGCGGUGGUCCGCUGGUGUGCGAGGAGAACAGCGGCCACUGGACGUUGUUCGGCUUGACGUCGUGGGGCAGCGUGUGCUUCAGUAAAGUGCUUGGACCCGGUGUGUACAGCAACGUGACGCACUUCACCCCCUGGAUCCAGCAACAGAUCUACAUCCACACAUACCUGAACGACUGACGUACACACACACACACACACACACACGUACACGCAACACUUCCUGCCAGCUUUCUGUCUUCAGCAUUCCAGGAGGAAGUGAUGUCAUCGUCAGUGACACACACACACACGCACACACACACACACACACCUUUAGUUCCU